AUGUCAAGAAAGAGAGACAUUCACAGUUAUUCACAGUUAUCCGAGAUCAGAGCUGAUGACAAGAGAGAGACCCGUAAAUUAGGACUCGUCCCCCUCAGUCUCAGACCUCACCUUUCACUCUCGUCUCGUCUCGUCUCGUCUCUUGCCCGUCCUCCCGUCGCCGGCUGUUCUUUGCCUCUCCAAUCUCCGGCAUAUGACGCUCUCUCGUUGUUCAACCGGCCUAUAUCUGUGUUAAAAGGACAAGCACAAGAGGUGGUAUUGGGAAGAUCUUUACUAAUUGUUCAGGUUCUAUUCAGGGCAGUCAUUAAGGGAAGCUUCUCGAGUAAACUCUUUAGUAAGCCCAAUCUCAAGCCCUGUUUAGAAAAAGGCCUGAAAAUAGGAGAGAAGAAAUCUUCACUGAGCUCCAAAACUCCUCCGCAGCUCUUCACCGCCGGCGAGCCGUCCUCCACAGGGAUAAUGCCGCACAAAACUCGACCUAUGACUGCGCUUUUGCUCUUCACUGGAGUGAAUGUUGUUCUGGUGUCAACAAUUGGCCCUGUCUAUGAUUUUGUUUGCUUCCUUCCGUACUGGGAAAGGAGGAGAGAACGUCGGCGCCUGGAACGUGAAGCUGCCUCUUCCAAAGUAGCUUCACCAUUGAAACCAUAUAUUGUGUAG
This is a messenger RNA of Striga asiatica, 654 nucleotides long. The record is from the annotation of a GenBank genome assembly. NCBI's taxonomy places the organism in Eukaryota, Viridiplantae, Streptophyta, Magnoliopsida, Lamiales, Orobanchaceae.